Drosophila innubila is the source of this 2059-nucleotide messenger RNA. RefSeq names its product MAP kinase-activated protein kinase 2 (gene MAPk-Ak2). NCBI's taxonomy places the organism in Eukaryota, Metazoa, Arthropoda, Insecta, Diptera, Drosophilidae. Gene Ontology annotation, biological process: protein autophosphorylation; intracellular signal transduction; peptidyl-serine phosphorylation. The record is from RefSeq and is a predicted model, not a curated record. The transcript is spliced from 5 exons. Gene Ontology annotation, molecular function: calcium-dependent protein serine/threonine kinase activity; mitogen-activated protein kinase binding; ATP binding. Gene Ontology annotation, cellular component: cytoplasm; nucleus. The coding region runs from base 192 to 1259 and encodes 355 amino acids.
AGUUGGCAACAUUGCUUCAGUCGUUGUUUUUGCUUUUGCUUGAACACGCAGCGUGCUGCGUUCGUGAAUAAUAACAUUCAAUUCGGAUUGUUGUUUUCUUUUUGUUAUUGUUGUUGUUGUUGUUAUUGUUACAUAGCACGCCGAAAAACAAAUACUUUAAGAGAUACUGCUCGGCUCACAAAAAAGAGAGAAUGCUUUCGCUGCAGAAUCAACGGCAACCGAAGACGACGCCGCUCGUCGACGACUAUGAAAUCUCGGACACUGUGCUGGGACUGGGCAUCAAUGGAAAAGUGGUGCAGUGCACCAAUCGACGCACCAAACAGAACUAUGCCCUCAAAGUGCUGCUGGACAAUGAGAAGGCGCGACGUGAGGUCGAUUUGCAUUGGCGGGUCAGCGGAUGUCGACAUAUAGUCAAUAUAGUAGAUGUCUACGAGAACACCUACAGUGGUCGCAAGUGUCUACUUGUCGUGAUGGAAUGCAUGGAAGGUGGCGAGCUGUUCCAGCGCAUACAGGACAAGGCGGAUGGGGCAUUCACGGAACGGGAGGCGGCACAGAUAAUGCACGAGAUCUGUGCGGCAAUACAUUAUCUGCACAGUCGCGAUAUCGCACAUCGCGAUCUCAAGCCAGAGAAUUUGCUGUAUACGACAAAGCAGCCAAAUGCGAUAUUGAAACUGACCGAUUUCGGUUUCGCCAAGGAGACAUUCACCAAUGAUACCCUACAAACGCCCUGCUAUACGCCCUACUAUGUCGCUCCCGAAGUGCUCGGUCCGCAAAAGUAUGACAAAAGCUGUGACAUCUGGUCGCUGGGCGUGGUCAUGUACAUAAUAAUGUGCGGAUUUCCGCCGUUCUACAGCAACAACGGUCUGGCCAUAUCGCCGGGCAUGAAGAAACGCAUACGCACCGGACAAUAUGAUUUUCCCGAUCCCGAAUGGACGAAUGUGAGUCAAGCGGCCAAGGAUCUAAUCAAGGGCAUGCUGAAUGUGGAUCCCAGCAAGCGUCUGCACAUCGAGGAUGUGUUGCGCAACAAAUGGAUUGCCCAGUUCCAUGCGGUGCCCCAAACGCCGCUCUGCACCGGCCGCAUGCUCAAAGAGGGCGAGGAAACCUGGCCCGAAGUCCAGGAGGAGAUGACACGAUCGCUGGCCACCAUGCGUGUCGAUUACGAUCAGAUGCAAAUUAAGGCGCUGGACAAGUCCAACAAUCCGCUGUUGACCAAGCGCAGGAAAAAGAUUGAGGAGAUUUAUGCGGCGCAGAACAAAUGAGUCGAUAACAGCAACAGCAACAACAACAACAUUACAAAAAAAAACAAGGAAUAAAGGACAAACGCCAAACCCCCUUAAACCCCAACUUUAACCCCCCCAAAAGAAAUUCUACAACAAUAUGAGAUAAAUUAUCCAAUCUGGAUGCUCCAUAAGAUUUAAGCGAGUUGUUCAAUGCUUACAAAAACAAAACAAAAGCACACGACUACAAAAUGUGAAAAGUUCUAAAGUUUAACACACCUCCCCCAUUGAUCUAUUUUACAUUAUGUUCAUAUAUAUAUAUUUUUGUUGUUUGUUUUUAUGUCCAUUUCCAAAUUUGGUUAAAGGUUUUAACGUUAUUUCUUUUAGUCUGAUAAAGUGCUCUUUCAUAAUGAAACUAAAUCUAUGCAACUACAUAAUUAUAUAUGUUAUGUGUAUGUGAAAAACAAAACAAAAAAAUUAUAAUGUCUAGACAAGAUCCGGCUAUAGCCAGUCCUCCAACCAGUUCCGAAAAAAGAAAAAAACAAAAAUAUUCAGAAUUUUAUUGAUUGUAAUUUGUGUAUUCAUAAUUUUGUGACUUUUUUUUUUUUAUUUUGCAUAAUGAUAUCUACUAUACUUAUACUAUAUAAAAUGAUGAAAAGAAAGAUCUAUAUGUUUAUAAUUUAAUGAAAUAUUUGGAUGGAAUGAUGACGAUAAUGCCAGUUAACAUUAACUUUAAAUUUAGCCUUGCUGCAGUUUUACGUGUGUUGAUUACAUUUUCAGACUCUACAUAUAUGCAAGCUCUACAAUUUAUCAUAUAAAUAAAGUAUUUGUAGUUUAUAAAA